AAAUUAGGGGAAUCUCGGUGUGGCUCUCAAAGUGAUAACAUUCAUUAUUCACAGAGGCGGAUAGGGAGAGAGAUCGGAACUAAACGUCACCUCUCGCCGGAGAUUUUUAAUCACUUUAUCUCCCCUUCAAAACCACGACGACGAUAGACAAGAGAACCAUAUAACCUCCUUCAUCUCCUCCCUUCCGUCGAAGUUUUUUUCGUUAAAAAAAAAAAAAAUUUAAAACUUGUAGCCAUGGAUUUAUUCAGGGAUUUCUGGAGGAAACAUAGAAGGAAGAUAUUGGUGACGACGACUUGUUUGGGAAGUGGGCUAUUGAUUUACAAGCUAUACAAUGCUCAUACUCGUAACCUCGCCGACUUGGAACGUGAGCUUGCCAACGAGCGUCACAAUGAUGAGCUCAUCAAAGCCCAAAUGAAGGCUCAUUUCGAGACCAUUCAGAUGAUUGCUGACACCACUACAUUGCCCCACGCACUGCAUCACUUGAGCAGCCGCAUUGUUGAGGAGAUCAAUGUCUCUAGAGUGAUGGAGAAGCUAAGCAGAGGGAAAGGAACCUUGGUUCCUUCUGAGAAGCUUCAUCUUUGGAGUGAGCUCAAAAUUUUGAGUUUCACGAGGAUGGUUGUGACUCUCUGGUCAGUCACUAUGCUUAGUUUGUACAUUAGGGUUCAAGUCAACAUUUUGGGCAGACACUUAUAUAUCGACACUGCUAGAGGUCUUGCCAGCUCCCAUUUACUUGAAGAGUUAGAUCUCAUAGACAGAGAGGACGAACAAAAGUUUUUGACAAGUGCUGAUUAUCUUGCAACCAAUAGCAUGCCCAGUUUGAUUUCCCAUGUGAAGAGUGCAGUGAAAGAAGUGCUUAAAGGAAAACAGUUAAAGGAUGUGUUAACCACAAGAACUCUUGAAGAAACUGUGAUCCGGAUUCUUGGUCUGUUUAUGAGCACUGGAAGUCCACAUCACUGGAUUGAUUAUUUAAUGAUGCCCCAAGACACCACCACUGAUGUUUCCUCUUCAGAUGCGACUGUCACCAAGUUUCAUCUACUCGUUACCGAGACACGGGAAGUACUCACAAGCAAUGAGUUUACAGAUGUAGUAGAGAUCGCACUCAAGUCUUGUACCGUAGCGUUAGUAGAGGAGAUGGAAACACAGCCCGGUUUGGCCACAGGGAUACAAUUGGCGAAGCUCUUACCACAGAUUGAGAAGACUGUGCCGGAGAUUUCAGCUGUACCGGACAAGAACCGGUUCUUGCAACUCAUCCGAGAUUUGCCUCAAGUUCAUCUCUUUUUUACACUUCUAUACUCAAAGCCUCUAUAAUCUCACAAACUGCCAAAUUGGUUGUUUGUUUAGUUUCCUUAUCAAAAGUGAUUUCAACUUAGUAAAAUAAAAUAGAACAUUUUUAGAAUAAUUGCUCAAUAUGUAUCAGAACAUUGAAUUAUUGGCAUAAGUAUAUGAUUUCAUUUAUUAUAGUUCUUAAGAUUAUUGUAAAGAAAGGCAUUAACAUUGGCAUAAAAGAAUAUGAUUUAUUAUA
Messenger RNA from Brassica napus (rape), 1522 nucleotides. Its product is annotated as peroxisome biogenesis protein 3-1. Gene Ontology annotation, biological process: protein import into peroxisome membrane. NCBI's taxonomy places the organism in Eukaryota, Viridiplantae, Streptophyta, Magnoliopsida, Brassicales, Brassicaceae. Gene Ontology annotation, cellular component: peroxisomal membrane. The coding region runs from base 235 to 1308 and encodes 357 amino acids. The transcript is spliced from 7 exons. Gene Ontology annotation, molecular function: protein-macromolecule adaptor activity. The record is from RefSeq and is a predicted model, not a curated record.